Molecule: messenger RNA, 2736 nt
Organism: Dunckerocampus dactyliophorus (ringed pipefish)
Lineage: Eukaryota; Metazoa; Chordata; Actinopteri; Syngnathiformes; Syngnathidae
Gene: cry-dash
Product: cryptochrome DASH
Exons: 14
Coding region: 126-1685 (519 amino acids)
Biological process (GO): photoreactive repair
Molecular function (GO): FAD binding; deoxyribodipyrimidine photo-lyase activity; damaged DNA binding
Source: RefSeq, a predicted model, not a curated record
CGUGUUUGGUAACGUGUGUGACAACGUGACCGACUCUCAGCCGGAGCGUGAGCCGAAGAGCUUCAUCAGACGCAUCGCUGAGAAGGCUGCGGUUCUUCUUCGAACCUAAAGAAAAAGGAAAAGCCAUGUCUGCAUCCCGGACUAUUAUUUGUUUACUAAGAAACGACUUAAGACUCCACGACAAUGAGCUGUUCCACUUUGCUCAAAAGCACGCGGACAACAUCGUACCGCUGUACUGCUUUGACCCCAGACAUUACGUGGGAACGUACAACUACAACCUACCAAAAACCGGACCUUUCCGUCUGCGCUUCUUGCUGGAAAGUAUCCGAGAUCUGAGGAAGACGUUGGUCAACAAGGGCAGCAAUCUAGUGGUAAGACGGGGCAAGCCAGAGGAAGUCGUCUCCGACCUCAUCCAGCAACUGGGCUCCGUCAGCGCCGUCGCUUUCCAUGAAGAGGUCACUUCCGAAGAGCUGACUGUGGAGAAACGAGUGAAGGACGCGUGCACUCGCAUGAAGGUCAAAGUGCACACCUGCUGGGGGUCCACGCUGUACCACAGAGAAGAUCUUCCGUUUCAACACAUAGCAAGGCUUCCAGAUGUUUACACUCAGUUCAGAAAGGAAGUGGAAUCCAGAAGUCACGUCAGGCCUGAGUUCCCGACCCCGGACCGACUUAAGCCCCUCCCCCAAGGGCUGCAGGAGGGAGCUAUUCCCAGCAUGGAGGACCUGCAGCAGACAGAGCCAGUGAAGGACCCUCGCUCUGCUUUUCCAUGCGCAGGCGGGGAAAGUCAGGCCCUCGCCAGACUUCAGCACUAUUUCUGGGACACUGAUGCGGUGGCGUCGUACAAGGAGACGCGUAACGGGCUGGUCGGUGUGGACUAUUCCACCAAAUUUGCACCCUGGCUGGCCGUGGGCUGCAUUUCACCCAGGCACAUCUAUCAUCAGAUACGCAAGUACGAGAGGGAGCGCACGGCCAAUCAGAGCACGUACUGGGUGAUUUUUGAGCUUUUGUGGCGAGAUUACUUCAAGUUUGUGGCGCUCAAAUAUGGAAAUCGUCUCUUUCAAGUCAAAGGACUUCAGGAUAAAUCCAUUCCCUGGAAAAAGGACAUGCAGCUUUUCACUGCAUGGCAAGAGGGACGCACUGGGGUCCCCUUUGUGGACGCCAACAUGAGGGAACUGGUCAUGACGGGCUUCAUGUCCAACAGAGGGCGCCAAAACGUGGCCAGCUUCCUCACCAAGGACUUGGGCCUGGACUGGAGGAUGGGGGCCGAGUGGUUUGAGUACCUUUUGGUGGACCAUGACGUGUGUAGUAACUAUGGCAACUGGCUGUACAGCGCGGGGAUCGGAAACGACCCCAGAGAGAACAGGAAAUUCAACAUGAUCAAGCAAGGCCUGGACUACGACGCUAACGGUGACUUCGUACGGCUUUGGCUUCCGGAGUUGCAGAAAAUCCGAGGGGCUGACGUCCACACGCCGUGGACGCUCAGCACGGCGACGCUGUCUCACGCCGACGUGUCCCUCGGUGAGACGUACCCCGCCCCGGUCGUAGUGGCGCCCGAAUGGAGCAGACACGUGAACAAGAAAGUGGUUGGCAGCGCGCCGAGAGGGAAAAAAGGUCCGUCUCACACCCCCAAACAGCAUCGGGACAGAGGCAUUGAUUUCUAUUUCUCCAGAAGCAAGAAACUGUGAAGUAGUUGCCUCAUGAGCAGUACAUGAUUUCUGUACACGGGUGUGUCCUAACCUUUUCACCGAGGGCUGCAUACAUAAAAAUUAGAGACGCACCAUAUCUUUUCUUCAAACCGAUACCGAGAACUUUGUGCUUCUCAAGACCGAUAUGGUCCCAAUAACCGAUACGCUUUUUUAAAUUGAGAUUUAAGUGUAGUUUGUGCACACCUGGCGCUAAGAAGGAAUGAAACAAAUGACGAUUUGACCAAGUGUAGCUGUUGAUUAGUCCUAAUGAAUAUCAUGACAUUACUACUAUCAGGAGAACCGGAGUAUAGAGGGGGAGGAGCCACCUGCUGUGGCCCAGCAAGAUGCACUGUAUUUGGGCAGCCGGUGUGACGCCGCUGAGGUCUGGCAAACCUUUUGCAGUCGUAGUGAGCUCAGGGGAAGUUACGACAGGCCGUUACGUCACAGGCAGAAGUAAGGCACGCUCGAUUUGCUCACCUGCACAGUACGGGUAAUCUCACCUCAUUGGAGCGUUUUUUAAAAUUACCGGUUAUCUGAGCUAUUUUUAAUGUUAUUGGAUUUAUCGGUAUAAUUAUCAGUCCAAUAAUUAUGGUGCACCCCUAAUUCAAAUAAAAGGAUGGGUCGAGGGGGUUCAGUUGAGCAGCCUGAGGCAACGAGCUAAAAGCCUGAGCUGUCAACCGGUUUUCUCCUACGCAGCUCUUAAGGUGCCAGGGAGUGACGUGUACUUAUCGCACGGCCAUACCAGCUCAGGUGAAAAUGUUUCCCCGGCUGCUCUCAUGUUGCCAAAAUGACCUCAGUUUGUUAUGACAUGUUUAAGUUGUGGUGCUGCUAACGCACAUUAAAUCAUCUCUGUUGUGUGUAAACUCAUUUGUUACUCUGUGGGCUUUCUGGCAGCACUUCCUGUUGUGUUGCUGCGGCAACAUUGAGCUUCUCUCCUGGCACAGUGUAUGUGCGGUAAUCAUCUCUGUGCUUUCUGGCCAUGUCUUCUGGUCAAAAACUCUUAUUUUCUCUCGCAGUGGCGGUUCCUGAAACAAAAAAUGUUGAGGAAAGG